AUGCGCAGGGACUCAAGGAGCGCACCGGCGGCGGUGUCUGGAAACACCCGGAACAUGCUAGAAGGAAGUGGUAAUGCCCAGAUCCCCAGUGCGCACCGGGGGGGCCCAGCUCGGCUAAGGGACACGCGGACAGAGCGGAGUUUCUUCCCAGUUUACCGCACAAGGCUGGAGAGAAAGGAACCGUGGGAAGCUGCCCACUGGGGAGAACCGAGGGGGUGGCCGCACAGACGCGCCGCGGGGCCCCGGGGACGCAGGCACGGAGGGGAGCGGGGCGGCCCCCAGCCGGGAUCUGGGAGGAGGGUCUUGAGGGAGGAUAAAGGGAGCCAGCGGGAGGCUGGGCAGGGGGCGCGCGGGGCAGCCUCGGGCCGGAGGCGCAGAGUCCAGACGCGGGCCGGGCGUGGCCGGCAGCUCCCCGCGGGCGGCGGCGGAAGCGGCUGCGGGCUCGGCCCACGUCCCGACGGCUAG
This is a messenger RNA of Rangifer tarandus platyrhynchus (Svalbard reindeer), 465 nucleotides long. The record is from the annotation of a GenBank genome assembly. NCBI's taxonomy places the organism in Eukaryota, Metazoa, Chordata, Mammalia, Artiodactyla, Cervidae.